AUGUCGGCUUCCCUCCCAGGCGGCCGGGCCCUUCCCGAAUCCCAGUACGACCUCAGUACAUACUGGGGCCGGGUCAGGCAUACCGUUGGGAUCACAGACCCGAGGACUCUGUUCGUCGGCCGCACCGGGCUCGAGCAAGCCAAGAAUGCCCUGAUCGCAUACAAGACGGGCCAAAUAAAGGAGAUGACGCCUGAGCUAUGGAGGGCCAAGAAGAUCGUCGACUCAACGCUGCACCCGGAUACCGGCGAGCCCGUGUUCUUGCCCUUCCGCAUGUCCUGCUUCGUGCUGUCCAACCUGGUCGUCACGGCAGGCAUGCUGACCCCCGGUCUCGGUAACCGUGGGACAAUAGCCUGGCAAGUUGCCAACCAGUCGCUGAACGUUGCGAUCAACUACUCCAACUCGAACAAGUCCUCUCCGCUCUCGUGGUCCAAGAUCGCCCAGUCCUACUUCCUCGCCGUUACCGCGUCCUGCUCCGUAGCCGUCGGGCUAAACAGCCUCGUCCCACGCCUCAAGAGCCUCACCCCCUCCACGCGACUCAUCCUAGGCCGCCUGGUCCCCUUUGCCGCCGUCGCCAGCGCGGGUGCCUUGAACGUCUUCCUCAUGCGCGGCGAGGAAAUGCGCACGGGGAUCGACGUCUUCCCGGUCGUGUCCAAGACGAAGGCCGCCGCCAGGUCAGAGGGCGUCGCCAGCCCAAGCCCAAGCGCCGUUGCUUCUCCACCUGCAGAAAAGUCGGGUGCCGAGCAGCAGAGCGAGGGGACGGCAACGGAGAGUCUGGGCAAGAGCAAGAAGGCCGCCACCAUCGCCGUCGCCGAGACCGCCGCCAGCCGCGUGUUCAACAGCUCGCCCAUCAUGGUGAUCCCGCCCCUGGUCCUGGUGCGGUUGCAGAGGACGGAGUGGCUCAAGAGGAACCCGCGCUACACGACCCCUGUCAACCUGGGCCUUAUUCUGCUGACCAGCUAUGUUGCGUUGCCGCUGGCGCUGGCUGCGUUCCCGCAGAGACAGAAGAUCCGCGCGGAAAGUCUGGAGGAGGAGUUCCAUGGACGGGGUGGAGAGGCAGGUCUGGUUGAGUUCAAUAGGGGUAUUUAG
This is a messenger RNA of Chaetomium strumarium, 1086 nucleotides long. RefSeq names its product Tricarboxylate/iron carrier. Gene Ontology annotation, cellular component: mitochondrial inner membrane. Gene Ontology annotation, biological process: monoatomic ion transport; mitochondrial transmembrane transport. The transcript has 3 exons. Gene Ontology annotation, molecular function: monoatomic ion transmembrane transporter activity. The coding region runs from base 1 to 1086 and encodes 361 amino acids. NCBI's taxonomy places the organism in Eukaryota, Fungi, Ascomycota, Sordariomycetes, Sordariales, Chaetomiaceae. The record is from RefSeq and is a predicted model, not a curated record.